GUACAUAUUUCCCACAAUGCCUCAGUGGGCUUUGUGUCAUGGGAGACUCGUCAUGAUCGGGCGAGAAGAAGGGAGAGACAUGGAAUAGAAAAAAUGUAGAAGUCUACACUCAAUUCCUAAUCAAAACCUGAAGAAAGAUGGCAAAAAUGGCGAGUGCCCUGAGUUCUAAGACGUCUGAAUUUAUAGUAGGUCAAAACAAAUAUCGUCUAGUCCGGAAAAUAGGAAGUGGAUCGUUUGGGGAUAUAUAUCUUGCCAUUCACCAAUCAAACGGAGAGGAGGUUGCUGUCAAACUAGAAUCGGUGAAAGCGAAACACCCACAGUUGUUAUACGAAAGUAAACUGUAUAAAAUUUUACAAGGAGGUGUUGGAAUACCUCAUAUAAGAUGGUGGGGUUCCGAGCAGAGUUACAAUAUAUUAAUUAUGGACCUUUUAGGGCCAAGUCUGGAGGAUCUCUUCAAUUUCUGCUCCAGGAAAUUUAGCAUGAAGACUGUUCUCAUGCUAGCAGAUCAGAUGAUAAACAGGAUUGAAUACGUCCACAACAAAAACUUCAUCCACAGGGAUAUCAAGCCAGACAACUUCUUAAUGGGAAUAGGUCGUCACUGCAACAAGGUGUUCCUAAUAGACUUCGGGCUGGCCAAAAAAUAUCGUGACAGUCGUACCAGACAGCACAUUCCUUACAGAGAGGACAAGAAUCUCACGGGCACGGCCCGUUACGCUAGCAUAAAUGCACACCUUGGCAUUGAGCAGAGUCGCCGAGACGAUAUGGAAUCCCUCGGAUACGUACUCAUGUAUUUCAACAGGUCAAGUCUUCCUUGGCAGGGAUUAAAGGCCAACACAAAGAAACAGAAGUAUGAAAAAAUUAGUGAAAAGAAGAUGUCAACACCUGUUGAAGUUUUAUGCAAAGGUUUUCCAGCGGAGUUUGCCAUGUACCUGAACUAUUGCCGAGGACUGCGGUUUGAGGAGGCUCCUGAUUACAUGUACCUGCGACAACUUUUCAGGAUUCUGUUCAGGACACUAAACUACCAGUACGACUACACAUUUGAUUGGACAUUACUCAAACAGAAGGCGGCAGCUGGAGCCGUGGCCGGGGUUGGCUCAUCACAGCUCGCCACUGGCGUGAAGACAGGAAAGUGAGAGCUGACACGCUACACGAGACUGUGACUGACAAAAACACAUAGAGACACACAAGUAUGGACUAAUAUUGGAAAACAACUGCCAGUGUGCAUUGUGAAAUCCUCAGAUGUGAAUAUUUGGACUGAGGGUUCACAUGACCACAUACGACCCAGAUUCACAGGGAACAUGGGAAUCAGUUGUGCGUGUUAUUGUAACAUGUGAAAUCAAUACACUAUGACAAGGUUUCACAUUCGCAGUAUGAACAUGUGAAAAAAGUUUUUCUAAUGUGAAAACGGUUAACAUUUCAUGCUUUUUAUUUUCAUGAUUCACACUUUUUAGGGAGGAUUCACAUUUUGUUUUGUGUGAAUCAGGUUCACAUACACUGUAUAAUUUGUGUCAACUUUUUAUGUGAAGUUCAUUCACAUUUGCAUGAUGUUGUUCUUUUUCAUGAUACCCUUUGCGAUUAAUUCUGGUUUUACGUUUUACGUUCUUGCUGUACAUGGGGGUCAUGUGCACAUUCCACAGAUCAUAAUUUAAUGUGUUGACGUGUGUUAUUCAAAUGGGUUGCCGACAAGUUAUGAUUUAAAUACUUAUUUUCAAAAAGUGAUACGUCAUUUUCUGUUAAAGUGAUAGUUCAUACCAGUAUAUUCAGUUCUAAUGUUGCAAAACAUUUUUUUUUUUUUACAUGGCUCAUAAAAUUCAGGGUGUAGAGAAAUUGAGAUUUUAUUUGGUGUUUAAUGAUAUAGAGAAAUCUUAUGGAUCUUUUUUCGUGUGAUUUGUACUGUUCAAAGCUGUUUAUAUAAUCACAUCUCUGGUUUUCUACUUUCGUGUGUUGGAUAAUUAAGAUUAUAGCUAUGUCAAAUUAUCUAUUAAGAAUAUCUCCCAAUACAAUCUUUCAUAUAAUCUUUCAUACUAAAGUCAUUAGGUGUUUAUGAUAAGGUUUUCAACAAAAGAGAAAUAAGUUGUAAAUGACAUUAAAUUUAAGCUUAGCUUUUUUAUAUAUGGUAAUGAUGUGUCAUUUGUGUGUGAAAAUCAAAGCAAGCUUGAUAUAAGGAUCACUGACAGUGCCAUCGCAAUUACUAGUUUGAGUUUAAAAAGAAAUCUGAAAAUCAACAUGGCUGCCAGCAGCCAUCUUGGAUUUUGUGAUAAAUCAAAUGGCUCCUGAUUGGAAACUGUUGAGUUGAAUAAGUUUUAAAAUUGCUGACUAAAUGACAGAUAGUGCACUGUUUAAAUUAAAAACAGAAAUUAAUGGAAUAUGGUACAUCUCAUCCAAAUAUUUCUUGUCAUAAUUGACAAUGCGAUCUAUUCCUGUCUGAGUUACUUGGCAUGUGUGUUUGUUUAGCAAGUGUAAAUGUAAACCUUGUAUCCACAAUAUCAAAUCGUUUUUAACUAGUACUGUUAUUAUCACAAUCAAUUCCCAAAGAUGUUGACAUUUUAGAUGGUGUCCUUUCAGGGUUGUGGUAAUUUUGUCAGGCAAAACAGAUAGAUACAAUUCAUAUCGCCAAAAAAAAAGAAGCAACAUCUUAAAUAUAUGAAUGGUUAUCUAGAUGUCAUUAAAGAAAGUUUAAAUAUUUUACACACAUGCUACAUACGGACAGCUUAUUUUUUUCCCAUUAGAUCCAACCCGACUACAACUAAUGGAAGGGAGAUAACUCGAGUUAGAAGAGGCGUGGCAUUCAUUAUUUUAACUUCAGUUAGAAGAGGCCUGACAUUCAUUAUUAGAACUAUUAAACGUACCAUUUUUGGAUUUGAAUCAUAAAAAAAGAUCUGAUCUAAUAUUGAUAUUGAUAUCAAUGUUAUUUUCAUUGUAAAUAUACAGAUUUUGUUAUUAUAUCCUUCUCCCAACCCUAGACAGUGUAUGUGUGUUUGUGAGAGUUGAUAUUGUAUAUUAUUUUAUCUUUAAAGCACAGAUAUGUGCUUUCAUACCUAUUACAAUGGGGCAUUGUAUGUUCCAGCACUUCAAUUAAUGGUAGAAUGAUAAAUUUUGAUAAAAUUAACAUAGACUUAUGAUUUUUUUCCCCUAAAACUUUUUCUCCAUUUGGAUUUUUCCCCCCAUCUUUUUGCAGUAUGAUAGAAGUUCUGAAAAUUCUAUUUAUACCACAAGUAAAAAAAUCUAUGAAGAUAAACAUACAGUGAAAUCUUAUACAAUCACCUUAGCAGACAUCCUGUAUUAAGAGACCACUUGCAUCAGGACACCAUGUUUUGGACUGUCUGAGGAUGGUCUCGAAAUACGGUUUAGAUUGUACUAAUUAACAGACCUAAAUCGGGCCCAUAAUAUGUAACUGCAUUCUGAUGACUAAUACUUGUAAUGAAAAGCAGGGAGAACCCUGUUUUGAAUGUUUCGCUACCUUCAAUUGAUAAGUUACAAUCAAAUCAUCCCAUCUCCAACAACGUCUUGUAAACAGAGUUUUGUCCUACAAACCUUGAUAGUUCAACAUUUAUUUGUUAUUUUUUUUAUUAAUUUUUAUUGGAAACACUAUAUAAAAAAACAACAACAGUCUAAUAAUAAUAAGUUAAUGCUGAAGACAGAUGAUUGCAAUUUUUUCUUUCAAUAAAAUGUAUUUCAAUUGCUAAACAUUAAAAUCAGGAUUAAAAUUGCUUACCUCAUUGGUCGUUCGUUAGACAUGAAACUUCAGAUUGAUUGGAAAUUGUAGAAAUAUGCAACUGUAAAAUCAAUUAUCACAUAAAUUAAACUCCAAAUGAUAUUACAAGUAUGAUUUAUAGCCUUCUCAUAAUUGUACUUACAAAGUGGUGCACUUAUUCAGGUUUUUGUGCUGAGUGACGUAUGUGUAGUGUAAAGUGUAUGUUUGUAUUUUGAUCUCAGUUUCGUUUCUUCAUGAUAUUAAUCCAUGCGAGUAUAAAACAGUGCCGGCUGACUUGUGAAAAUUGUUUAAAAGAUGUUGAUGCUAAUUCAAGGAAUGAUUUGUCUGGAAUUCAAUCAUUUUUCUUUCUUCUGCAAAGUAUAUUUGCAUAACUGUUUUCCAGAAUGGCUGUAUUUUACUUGCAACUGACCGAAGUGGCUUUGUUCUUGUGCAAGUGGUAAGGACUUAACCAUGUACACAGAACCAAUUUUACCAGAAAUGACCUACGGUAUACUUAUAAAAUUGUUUUCAAUCCCUUUCCAAGAAUGGGGUGCGCUUUUUAGCAGAAAGGAAGUAUCUUACUGUUAUACCAUAUCCCUUUCACUCGUCUAUGUUGAAAGAGUUAUUACGCUUAUUUCCUCUGACACUAAAUACUAGUAAAAUAAGGUUUUACAACUGUUCUUAAAAUACUGCAUCCUUCAUAGGAAUACCAAUAUUCACUAGUACAAUUAAACCUUCAUGGACGAGUACCUGUCUUUAAGGACAUCUUUUAAGCAUACACUAGUUUUAUUGACACGUUUCAUACUUGCCUACUUUUUGAAAUUUUCCAUAGGCAUAAGGCAUACUCAAAAUUAAAAAAAUUAGUGUGUGUGUAAAAUGUGUGUAUACCUCUCGGGUGAAAAAUAACACUUUAAAAUGGCAUCUUUUGAACUAUACACUCAUAUGAAAUCAUAAGAUUUAAGAAAAUAAGAAAAGUUUAACAGUUCACUAGUUGAAAAUGUUAAAUUGUAGGGUUCAAAAUGGGAGUUUCCCCCCGAAAUAGGGAGAGUUGGCAAGUUAUCGAGUCCUAGACCGGGUCAAUAAAGUAAGGCUCACUGUAUAGGUUGUCAUUUACCCUGUUUAUUCAUGCAUCUUUAAAUAUUUUUGAAUUAAAUGUUACAUGGUUUGGAAAACUGAUUUGGUAGGGCAUUAAUGAAGCACAAUUAGUUUUAUGAUCAAUUUUAAGUAUAUUUUUUUUUUAUAGAUUAUAAAAAAAAAAUUAAAAAAAAUUACAUGUGAUAAUCAAAAUGACAUAUAGAGUAAGGUUAAGAAAAUCACACGUCUACCUGGAAUACCAUGUCUUUGCUGGAAAUUAUUUCUGAUCAUGAGGCUUCAUUCACGGCGGCAAAACAAAAAAAGUCAAGCAAUUAAAGCUCAAAAUACUUCCAAAGGAUUCGAUACAGUUUUAUUAGAUACAUGCUAUUUAUUUCAAGACAAAUAUCAACUAUUCACCAAAUUUAUUUUCAGGGUAUGACCUAGAAACUUGACAUGUUGUGUCAAAAAAUGAUUUAAACAAUCAAACCUGCUCAUGCCAUAAACCUCUGUUAAGAGACUUCAUCUAAUACCAAACUUCUGUACAGAUCAAAAGAGUUCCACAGGAGAAAAUUAUUAUAUAUUUUUUUCAGAUGAAAUGUUUUUGAAAUUAUUCAAGGUGUAACUUAACUGAAUCGAAAUGUCAUAACAAAGAAUUCAUCAAGUCCAAGACAAAGACACACACAUUGCAACGUCAAAUAGAAAUUGACUUAAAAUUCUUAUACAAUGAAUUGCACGUCUGGUUCGAGGUUCAUUCAACUCUAUAUAGGCUUUAAGACGCAUCAUAUACGAUUACCCUUAUAGGGUAUGGAAACACUAGAACAAAAUGAUGCGCUCAUUUAUGUUUGCCUCUCAGAAUUUAGUUCAUAUUCAUGGGCGGUACAGGGACCCGCAGAGUAGUUUUUGUUGAUUUAGUCAAAACUUCCUCUGAGAAAGACUACGCCAGGAGACUUUCAGCAUAUCAUAAUUCAUUUGCAUACUUUCUUUAUGGAGAAAAAUAUUCAAAAUCGUGGUGAUCAUCAUAACAUGAAUUUAUAAAGGAAAACUCCAUCUGUUCAAGCUUAAACAAAUAUUUUGCAUAGGUAUUUUUUCCCCUUCAUGGCUGAAAGAGAAAACGAUAAUGAGAGUGUUCUCCCUUAUAAAUGACGUGCAUGAAAGUAUGUUCUAUUGGUGUGUAAUUCAGCUUUUUUACAAAAAGAUAUAUAUACCCAAUAACUUUCUUUGACAUUUAAACAUCUCGCUGUAUACAUAUAUAUAUAUAUAUAUCUCUCUCAUGAACUAACAACAUUCAUAUUUCAAAAUUUAGAAUUCGUAAUUUAAGCAAUACAUUUUUCCUGAUGAUUGAAUAAUAGCAUGUACAUACAUCUAGAUUCUAUAGACAAUAACAUCCAUACCAGUUUUAAAAUAUGACUACUUUCACUUGUAUUGAAAAUCAUUUGAAAUUGGAAAUCACUUGAAACUGGUAUGUAUGCAUAGUUGUGACCAGACUGGGAUAGAUUAUCCUAUGUAGUCCAAGUAAUAUUUGGAAUUUUAAUAUUUUGAUCUUUACGUUACAAUGAUCAUGUAUAGACAUGAAUUAACAUGUGUUGUAUGAAGACUUGUUGUAAAUGAUUUAUUCGUGUAAGUGGUAAUUCAAGUGACGUUUUCUGUAAAUUUCAAUUUUUAUUUUAACUGUUCUCUAGUAGAGGUUUGUGGAAGCGUUUUAAAAUCACGACAAAAUUUUUAAAAUUUAUGAAAUGUUUUUAAGUAGAGACAUAGUACUUUAACAAUUUUACACAGGGACGUUGAUUGUUCCGAAAAAAGAACGUAAACUGUAAAUAAUGUAUAUACCUGUAUCAUCUAUUUAAAAUUGCAUUUACCAUCUCUGUAUCAUAUUAUGUAUGAACUAUUUGGUCCAACAGAUUCAAAAUGUAAAUAUCUUCUGUGUGCUUUAACGGUUAUCUAAAUUAUCCAAAACUUGACUCAUAAUUUUGAAAUGAUUGAAUUUUUAUUUUUUCCAAGUUUGUGCUUUGUGUUUGAAAGUAUACUUGCUGUGCUUAUUCAGAAGGAUAGGACAAGGUUGGGUAGUAGUGUUGCUAAACAUAAUGUUCAUGGUAAAUUAUAAGUAACGACGUUUAUUUCCACAAAAUUAUGUUACCUAUGAUGUCUUUGGUAUGAAUUUAACAGUUAAAUUAAAGAUUAAUCAUACAAUAA
Molecule: messenger RNA, 6958 nt
Organism: Mizuhopecten yessoensis (Yesso scallop)
Lineage: Eukaryota; Metazoa; Mollusca; Bivalvia; Pectinida; Pectinidae
Product: casein kinase I-like
Exons: 8
Coding region: 138-1133 (331 amino acids)
Biological process (GO): negative regulation of canonical Wnt signaling pathway; peptidyl-serine phosphorylation; signal transduction
Cellular component (GO): nucleus; cytoplasm
Molecular function (GO): ATP binding; protein serine/threonine kinase activity
Source: RefSeq, a predicted model, not a curated record